AUGAGAGAGAGAGCUGAGAAGAAGCGACGGAGGUGCGCAGUUUCGUUUCGGAGACGAACACUGUUUGCCGACCACAACCGUACUUUAAUGCCUUUCGAUUUCUCGGAAGCAACCGUCACGUCUCCGGUACCUGAUGAAGACGUGACGGUUGCUUCCGAGAAGGACGAGCUCACGCUUGGAGAAAUCAUCAACAUCAAGUUGGUGGAGAGUGGAGAGAAAGAUAAUCUGAUGGAGCUUGUGAGAGAUAGAUUGGUGGAGUCUGGUCGGAAAGAUGGGAUGAGGGUUGCUUGCAGGGAGCAUGUAAAGAAGAAAGGGAGAAAAGAUGUCGCAGUCGAUGAACUAAUCCGAGUUAUCACUCCCAAAAGCAGAGCUUCAGUACCAGAUGCUGUGAAGCAAGAGCUGCUGAACAGAAUUCAAAACUUCAUUGGAUCAGCUGCUCCUUGAUGGUUUUGUCUCUAUGGUGCGGUGGUUUCUAGUUUCUUCUUGUAGCCAACACUUAACCGGAGAAGAAUUAUAGAUUUUACCAAUUUAUCAUCUUUGCUGUUGUAGAAUUAGUUCUUUCCUAUUUCAACUCCUUUUUGAGCCAAAUGAAACAAUGCCAUCCUUAAAGAUACCAUUUAUGAUGAUUUAGGAGUACCAUAUGAGAUCAGAUCUGCUAGAUCCUUGGUUUGGAUAAGCAUCUGGUUUGGAUAAGCAUCUGGUUUAGAUAAGCAUAAGAUGAUGGCUUUAUGCUUAAAAGUUAAACUUGCUAUUUAAAACAUUUGUUUUUCCCUUGCACAAAGCAAACACAAACAGUAGCUCAUACCAUUGGUUUGGCUCUGUUAUUUAGUCUCACUUUCUCUCUACAUAAAUUGUUUGUUUCAAAUCUCUCACAAAGCACAGACACUCACACAUUAGACACAACAAGAACAAGGGUAGUCGCUUAUUCGGCAGAGCUUCUUCACCCUUUUGCUUGCCUCAAGACGCACACAACUCCUCACUUCUUAGUAAACCAUACAUU
This is a messenger RNA of Brassica oleracea var. oleracea, 1000 nucleotides long. RefSeq names its product transcription and mRNA export factor SUS1-like. Gene Ontology annotation, biological process: poly(A)+ mRNA export from nucleus; positive regulation of DNA-templated transcription; regulation of transcription by RNA polymerase II. Gene Ontology annotation, molecular function: transcription coactivator activity; chromatin binding. The record is from RefSeq and is a predicted model, not a curated record. Gene Ontology annotation, cellular component: DUBm complex; nuclear pore; SAGA complex. The coding region runs from base 1 to 444 and encodes 147 amino acids. NCBI's taxonomy places the organism in Eukaryota, Viridiplantae, Streptophyta, Magnoliopsida, Brassicales, Brassicaceae. The transcript is spliced from 7 exons.